Molecule: messenger RNA, 4241 nt
Organism: Taeniopygia guttata (zebra finch)
Lineage: Eukaryota; Metazoa; Chordata; Aves; Passeriformes; Estrildidae
Source: RefSeq, a predicted model, not a curated record
CCGCUGCGUUGAGAGCGGAGGUGUCAGAGCGAGAGCGAGUGUUGUUCCAGUUUAGCUGGUUCUAGCACACGUUGGUCAAGAGGCUGAUCCACACACUGAGUGGAGGUAAUUAUUUACAGUUCUGUGCAGAAAUGGGGGGCUCAGGGACAAAUUCACAAAGCCAGCGCCCCAAGAAGUAGAGUGUCUUAGUAUUUCUACGUUUUAGCAAAGAAAGGAAUUAGUGUUCAUUGACUGCAAGUUCCCUAGUUCUCUUCAUAAUUAGUAUUCUGUCUGCUGUUGGGUAAUGAUCCUCUCACUUCUCAUGUUCAUUAGUCUGCAUGCUCAGUCUCUCCCUUCUUUUAUGUCAAUGGCUUCUGGAGCGCAUGGCCAUGGUCUGCCCCUGCUGGAAUGACCUUUUACCUCACAGGAGGUGAUUCAGCGCAGUUUCUGCAUUGGCUUUAUCAGUUUGUUCCUUUCCUUGGGGCUUCUGCCAAAUGUCCUUGUGUCCCUAAAUCUGCAUUCUUUGUGCCCACCAUCAGUGGUACAUCCUUCUUCCCAAGCCUUGCUAACCUCCCCGGUGUCUGAGGUAGCUGAAGCCUGUCAAGCCCUGCACCCCAACAAGGCAAUCCAGCCAAGAAGUAACCUGCCUUUCAAAGGCCUGGCCAUCACUCGUUGGCUACUUCUUGUUUCAUGGGAAUAACCUCCCUUCUUGUUGAUGGGCCUUGAAAGCCAUCAACAAGGACAAACUUUAAAGAACACAUUUUCCUGACAAAUAUUUUGCAUUUUGCAGACUCUUCAGCAGGACCAGUGGCUGUGUGGGAGCCGGAGCACCCGAGGCAGAGCAGGAUGGCGGAGCUGUGGGCCUGGGCACGAUCCAGAGCGUUCCACAGGGCCCCAGUCUGCACUGCGUCCCGCAGGGCCCCCAAGAGCCCUGCCGUGCCCGUCAGGGUGACCCAGAGGUCCCAGGACCAAGAGCCAAAUGCCAGCAAGGCAUCGCACAAUGGAAGUGCGCAGAAUGUCAACUUGUAUAACCCAGCUGGAGGUUUGCAGACAAAUAGAGAGGCAUGGUCCAAGGAACAGGAAGUGGAGAAAGGCAUUAAAAAUUUGACCUACAUUGAAAGACUGAAGGAGCGUGUCAAGAAAGUGAAAAUACCAGAGCUCAGGAGAGCCCCACACAGCUCUCCAGAUCUUGUGCCUGAGAGGAAGAGAACGAUGCCCAUGAACCCUGCAAAAUACAUCCGGAGACUUUUCAGUGCUGUUUCUCAACGACCCAUCAGAGACAGGGUGAUUCAUUUACUGGCUCUGAAGAAUUACAAGAAGUCAGAGUUACUUACCUGCUUAGAGAGAGAGGGAGUUGUGGAAAAGGACAAGGAGUCCCUUGGAAAGAUCCUUCAGGAGGUAGCCAACCUGGAUGCAAAUGAGAAUUCUUUCAGUCUGAAGGAACAUUUCUUCAAAGACAUUCAUGUUGAUUGGCCUGGCUACAGUGAAAGAGAUAGAAAGACAUUGGAGGUGACCCUUUUUCAAAAAACAGCUCCAUCUCCAAAUGCCACCAGCACCAGCCAGUCACUGUCUCUGGGACCUUCUGAAAGAAAUACUCCACCGAGAACUGCUCAGAAACGGCCUCUGGCUUCUGCCUUUAUCCAUCCUGUGAUGACCAAGAAGCAGAGGAUUGACCAAGAGCCCCAUGGUAUCCAGUCAGCAGCUGGUGGCCACUCUCCUUCUUCCUUGGACCUGCCUUCCACAUCCUGCUCAACUUUGAACCUGGCUCCAAGUGUCAGCUCCAUUUCCACCUCCACCUGUCAGCUCCAAGAGAAAGAUAAAAUUCGGACUCCAUCUGGAAUCCCAGCGCCUGUCAGGGUGCAGCGGAAGAUUCCCAGCUCCAAAGGAGCAAAAGCAGUGGUCAGAGGAGCCCAGCAAAGCAAUUCAGGUCCUGUGCCUGAGAAGAAGAGGAUGAUGUCUGUGAGACUUGCAGACAUUGACUGGAGCGGUUGCGCUGCUGUUUACGGCCGACCCUACAGGGACAGGGUGAUUCAUUUACUUGCUCUGAGGGAUUACAAGGAGCCAGAGUUACUUGCUCGGCUGCAGAGAGAUGGAGUCAGGCAAAAGGACAAGGAUUCCCUUGGAAAAAUCCUUCAGGAGGUUGCUGACGUGAAUGCAAAGGAUAAUUCCUUCAGUCUGAAGGAACAUCUGUUUCCAGCCCUUCAGACUGAUUGGCCUGGCUACAGCAAAACCGAGAGAGCGAAUUUGAAGUUAAUACUUUCUAGAAAAGCAGCUCCAUCUCAGAACCCCACCAGCAGCAGCCAAGCAACAUCUCCAGGGCCUUCUGAGAGAGAUGCUCCAGCAAGACCUGUUCAGAAACGGCCUUGUGCUUCUGGCUUGACCAGUCCUGCGAUGAGCAAGAAGUGGAGGAUUGAGCAGUAGCUCAGUUACCUCCAGGCAGAACCUGGUGGCCACUCUUCUUCCUGGGUGCUGGCUGUGACAUCCCGUUCUACUUCCUACCUGUCUGCAAAUGUCGGCUCCAUUUCCCCUGCACCCUUUAGGUUCAAGAAAGACACAAAUUUCUGAGUUCUACCAUGACAGCACUCGUGUGUUGAAGACUACCAUGUCAAAAAAGAUGUGAAGAGAAUUCGGGAGGCUGAAGCAGUAGUGUCCCUUGGAUCUCCAUGAAGGUACCAAUGUGCAGCUUUUCCUAACUCCAGUGUGGAUAACGAUGGAGUAAAGAUUUGAUGAUUAAGAGAAGCCUCUGCAUGAAUUAAGGGUAGCCCCAGCUACUCUGAGAUGAGGAGCAGAUGCCAGUACCUCCACAAAAAGCUGUCCCACAUUCAGCAAUGAGUAUCUGAAUUUGGCAAGCAGCAAGUGGAGUCCUGGCACCAGCUGUCUACUUCAGCAAGGAAACAUCUAUGAACUCGGGCUGUUUUAUUUUAAAAGAAGAUUAAGCUUUUAGGAUUCUUCAAGUUAGGAUUGAGUAGAUGAUUAUUUGUUAAAAACAUAGGAUUAGUUAGUCUAAGAUUACAGAAUUUAGUAUUGAACUUCAGCAAUAAAGAAGUUGCAUUCUUGUUAACUCCUUCUCUUAUUGUCACUUCUCUCCAAAGAAGUAUUUUUUCCCAUACCGGUUGGGGGAUGGGCCAAUUAAAUCUACUUUCUAAAAAAACCACUAAUUUUACCCUAAACCAACCAUUUUUGGCACCCAAUGUGAGGCCCAAGAAAGAAGAAAAACCUGUAAUGAUUGCAUUUUGGUUGUGCUUACUCUGUAGUGGCACAAAGCAGUCAGUAACGAUGUUACUUGAAGUGGUAAUGUCUCUCGGGGUGGGGGCCUUCAUGUAUUUCUAGUCCCAAGGCUUUUUUGAAGUUGUAAUAACUUUCUAGGCACUAGGAUUAUUUUCUUAUCUGAAAACAGCUCCACUAUUGUUCUAAUCCAUAGCUUUUCCAGUAGAGGGGCAUGGGUUUGAAUAGCUAUUGUGCUAGGCUCAGUAAUAAUAAUUUAUAGGGAGUUUACAAAAGUACUGAAGUCUGUUCAAGAUAUAUUUGGUUUAUAGUUUCUCCAUCCUACCCUAUGUCCCAGUUCCAGUAGCAUGUUUUGGGGGUUUAUUAGAAAUUACACACAGUUUAUUAGAUGAAAAACAAGGGAUGAAUCUUUCCAGCCUUUCCUUUCCUUCUUCUCCUUUGAAUCUGUUAAGUCUCUUUUUGAAAAGGUUCAGUUUCCCCUGAAUGUUAAAGAGACCACUUUCCUCGUAUUUAAUCUAGUAAACUUCCUCUAUAUAGUCUACAGCUCCUCUAGACUGAGGGCUAAGAUGUCCAGAGUAUAAUAAAUAAAAAGGUCUUUGCUCAUCAAAACGAGCAUUGAAAGAGAUAAGAAUUUGAACUGAGUAGGGAAUCUCAAGAUGUGUGAGGUGAAAGAGAAAGGUGGGGAAACAGCAAGUAUUCUGCUUAAGAAUUGUGCAGAUGCAAGUAGCAUAGCAGACUGUGUAACUAAUUAUAUACAAGUUAACUUUUAGGCCAAGGACAAUCUGCAAGGAAGAUGAGGAGCCUUCAUUCCUAUGACCACCAAGGGCAGAAAAAAGACCCCCUAGCACCCAAUUGCACCGGCGCAGAGUGCAUCGACAGAAAAUACAUCAACUGGAAAAAAAAAGGGACUAUAAAAACAAAAAGGUCAAAGGGGGAAGGUGCGCCGUGGCAGAGCAGAGACUCCCCGGCCGCCCAGCGUUGUUCUUUUGCUUAAUACUGCUUGCUUAAUAAAUUCUUGUUAAUUGAUUUAUCUAUAA